CUAUUUUCCAAGAAUAUAAGGAGGCAAAGACUAAAAAGCACGAGUUUUGGUUCUCCUUUGCACUUUCCAGUGCAGUGCCAUUUUUCUAGUCUUCUUCCGAGGUAAGCAAAGGGCAAAAAUGGGAAUCUGGGAUUUCAUAAGCUCCGGCACAGAAACAGUGAAACGGAACACACCGGAUCUAGCAACUCCGGUGACGAAGGUAUGUGAAAGAUCCUAUUAUUACAGUGCGGCCACCGUCAGAAAGAUCGACGACGAACUACAGAAGCUGGGUCAGUACAUUUACAUGCCUGAUGAAGAAGGCAGGGCUAAAAUCGUCAAUUUCAGUACAAAAUUCGUCAAAAAUGCUUCCUUUUAUGCGGUUAAAGAAGCAGCCAACAUCUUCAUCCCUGGUGGAAGAGCAGUCUCCCAAAUUUACUCUCAAACAGUUCGCGAAAUGGAAAUCGAGUCUAAAAAGAAUCAAAACAUGUGGCGUGACAAGGAAAUAACUGGCAUUUCGAGUAAGGAUACCAGUAGUACUGGUUCUCUGGGAUUGCUCGAUGGGGCAGAGAUUCUGGAAAAAAGAGAACCACAGUUAGUUUCUGAAAAUAAAGUUGAGGCUGAUUCAUUUACACAUCAAACACCUGAAGAUGUCCUACGAGUCUUCAUGAUGAAGGAAUUUAUUGGCACUCGUUAUCUGGACGAUUUACUGGUUCCUGAUCAUCAACAACAGAAGAAAGCAUAAUUGAUUCUAGUAUGUAUAUUGACAUCUCAUAUAUAUUUAAUGUUUGUGUUACUGGAUUGUUCCUAGUGUAUGUUUGUAUGUAGAUAUCUAACUUCUAAGUUACCUCUUUGUUGUGCUUCCUUUGAAGCAAAAUUUAUAUAGUUAUAGUCUAUGCAACAACAAUUUGGACUGCAGAAUCACGAGUUUGAAUAUCUGUUAAAUGACUCUACGAUUGUAUUCACAAUUUGAAUCAGAGAAUCAUGACGAGUUUAAUUGCA
This is a messenger RNA of Solanum dulcamara, 978 nucleotides long. RefSeq lists its product as uncharacterized. Bases 119 to 721 code for a protein of 200 amino acids. The transcript has 2 exons. The record is from RefSeq and is a predicted model, not a curated record. NCBI's taxonomy places the organism in Eukaryota, Viridiplantae, Streptophyta, Magnoliopsida, Solanales, Solanaceae.